Molecule: messenger RNA, 2607 nt
Organism: Anguilla rostrata (American eel)
Lineage: Eukaryota; Metazoa; Chordata; Actinopteri; Anguilliformes; Anguillidae
Gene: pigk
Product: phosphatidylinositol glycan anchor biosynthesis, class K
Exons: 11
Coding region: 77-1249 (390 amino acids)
Biological process (GO): attachment of GPI anchor to protein; proteolysis
Cellular component (GO): GPI-anchor transamidase complex
Molecular function (GO): GPI-anchor transamidase activity
Source: RefSeq, a predicted model, not a curated record
UUACCUAGGUUCCGUGUUGCUACACGGACUUCAUUUUGUGAAACACAGGAAAAGUUGUCGUUUGCCUUUCAAAAAAAUGGCUGAGUGCAGGUGUUUCUUGUAUUUGAAAGUAUUUACUUUACUUCUUCUCCAUUUAUUACCAGCGGCUGGUGAUAACGUUGAGGCAAAAGCAAGCCAGUUCUUUAGCAGUGGACAUACCAAUAACUGGGCUGUUUUGGUGUGCACUUCGAGGUUCUGGUUUAACUAUCGGCAUGUGGCCAACACUCUGUCAGUGUACAGGAGCGUCAAGAGGCUAGGGAUCCCUGACAGUCAUAUUGUGCUGAUGUUGGCGGACGACAUGGCCUGUAGUCACAGAAACCCCAAGCCUGCCACGGUCUUCAGCCACAAGAACAUGGAGCUGAAUGUGUAUGGAGAUGACGUAGAGGUGGACUAUCGGGGGUACGAGGUUACCGUGGAGAACUUCCUCCGCGUACUGACUGGGAGGCUGCCACCGAGUACCCCUCGGUCCAAGCGACUGCUCUCCGAUGACCGCAGCAACAUCCUUAUUUAUUUAACCGGUCACGGAGGAAACGGUUUCUUGAAGUUCCAGGAUUCUGAAGAAAUAAGUAACGUGGAGCUGGCCGACGCGUUCGAGCAAAUGUGGCAGAAAAGAAGAUACAACGAGCUGCUGUUCAUCAUCGACACCUGCCAGGGGGCGUCCAUGUACGAGAGAUUCUACUCCCCGAACCUCAUGGCCCUGGCCAGCAGCCAAGUGGGGGAAGACUCGCUCUCGCACCAGCCCGACCUGGCCAUUGGGGUGCACCUGAUGGACAGAUACACCUUCUACCUGCUGGAGUUCCUGGAGGACAUACACCCUGCCAGCCAGGCCAACAUGAACGACCUGUUUAAGGUGUGCCCAAAGAGCCAGUGUGUGUCCACCCCUGGCCACCGUACCGACCUGUUCCAGAGGGAUCCCGGAAGCGUCCUCAUCACCGACUUCUUUGGUAGCGUGCGCAAAGUGGAGCUCACCAUGGAGACCGUCAAUCUGACGUCACCCAUAAUUCCAGAGGAGGAUCAGGGCGUAGCGGGUGGGCAGAGGACUGAGGCCCAGUCGUACGUGGACCAGCUGCCUGUCGCCGAAAUUAUCCACCAGAAACCCAAGCUGAAGGACUGGCACCCCCCGGACGGCUUCAUCCUGGGCCUCUGGACCCUGAUUCUGCUGGUCUUCUUCAAGACCUACGGCAUCAAGCACCUCAAGCACAUCUUCUGAGCCUUCAGGUGCCCCCCGGGGAGGGGGGGGGCGGGGAGGAGGGAACUCACCCCGCUACCGGACUGAUUUUAGUUCCCCGUCCACCCCUCCCCCCAACCCCCCCUUCCUACCAGUCUCGAUGUUUUGAUGGGGAAUACACUUUGGUAAGGUGGCACGAUUGGCAAGGCGGUGGGUGCACUGAUAGACCCUCCCCACAGCAGACGCCAAUGGGACGGGCUUGAAAACGCCCCUUUGCCGGGCCGAGACUUUAGCCGGUCUGAGGUGGCGACACACUCCGCGCCAGCGCUCCUCUUCCUGCGCGCCAGCGCUCCUCUUCCUGCGCGCCUUCGCCUGCGUUCGCUGAAAGGACUCCUCUGAGAGGGAGGCAAUGAAGCGGCAACACCAGCGCCGCUGAAGCCUCAUGCAACCGCCGGCAAACAGAGCUCCGCGGAACAGGCGGGCUCUGCCAGGGAACAGGCGGGCCAUGCCAGGGAACAGGCGGGCUCUGCCAGGGCACAGGCGGGCCAUGCCAGGGAGCUGGUCUACCGCUGGGGAUUUAACCCUCAAAGCUUCACUCAUAAAGGCUCCCCUCGUCACUUGUGUGUAGUUGUCGUUCAACUUUUUAUCUUCCUUCUCGUAAUUUGUUGUCUGCUGUUUCGUGCGCGCCCUGUGCCUCCGUUCUGGGUCGGAAACAACGACCCCCCCCACCCCCGCCCCCUUACCCACUGCACCGGGGAAACGUUCAAAGCUGUAAAUUUCAUUUCGCUGAAAGCUCCCCUUUCUUGCGUAUUUUCCGUGCUGACCUCGCUCCUAAGCGGGAGUGGAACGCACUUGGCGUCGGCCCCGCUCACGGGCGCGGAGAACGGCGCUCCCGCGCUCACCCCCUUUGAUGGAUAAUCCCUUCCACCCGCUCCAGAUUUUCUCCCAUUUGCAAGUCGUCUCCGUGGCCUGAGCGGCCUGUCCGCGGCGUCGCGGGGCGGCGGCGAGCGUGAUGGAUGUCCGGGACGGCGGCGGCGCUCAGCCCCGCUUCGUUAUACCGUCUGUGACAGCUCUGGUAUUGACAAAUUGGAUGAAAAGGCGCUCUCUGGCACCGGUCAGGUUUCCGUCCAGCUCCCAAGCCCAGUUGCUCAAUGAAGGCAUCAACAGGGGGCUACUGCGCCCAUGCCAGUGACUGGCCUGUCUCUCAUUCACAAUUCCUGUACAAAGGUUUUUUUUUUCUUCUCUUCUCUCCUCUCCUCCUCCUCCUUUUUGACAUUUUGCAUGUUGUGUGCUCAGACUGCUGCAGUAUGUAAUGUAUUGAAGCCGAUGCUGAUGAACCUGUCUGGAACUGAGAUGAAAGAUCACAUGAAAGCUGCAUUAAAGAAUACGUUUGACCAUGA